Molecule: messenger RNA, 2007 nt
Organism: Pediculus humanus corporis (human body louse)
Lineage: Eukaryota; Metazoa; Arthropoda; Insecta; Psocodea; Pediculidae
Product: FYVE domain-containing protein, putative
Exons: 5
Coding region: 1-2007 (668 amino acids)
Source: RefSeq, a predicted model, not a curated record
AUGGUGGAUAGCGAAGAAUAUACGGAUUUUAGUUCGCAAUUCCUCGAUUCAAUAUUAGAAGUUGAAAUGAAAGAGGAUGACAUAGAAAUUGAUAUUCCUAAAAAUGAAGAAACCAUUGUCAGUUCUAGAAAAUUACCACCUAUACCUACUUUUGAUCUGCAAAUGCAAACUUUUAAUUAUAGAAAUGCUGGGAAUAGUUUGCUUAUUCCAAAAGAAAUUCCUAAUACAACAUUAAAAAUACCAGUGCCCGAAGCAAAUUCAGUAGUAGUUACAUCAGGAAAUAAAUGCUUAGCUGCAGUGUCAGAAAAUGUCAAAGAAGUAUUACCUGUACAAAUGUAUCCUGUUAAUACUACUGAGAACAAUUUUUUAUCCAGUUGUGUUGCCCCAAAAUUAAAAACAAAUAUUAUUCCUUCAGUUGAUGUUAACAGUAGUAGUUAUACAGAUAAAAUAUUAAUGACUAAAUUUCUCAAAAAACUUUUUAAACCAGAAUACACUAAACAUGUUUUUGUUCAAAAAGAUAACCCAAAUGAUGCUUUAAAACUAAAAAAAGAAGAAAUGGAUUUUUACAAAGCAUGUUUUAAAGAUAUAUCAAAUGUGAGGCUUUGCAAACUUCAUUGCACAAUAUGUAACAAACAUUUGGGUUGCAGUUUAAAUGUUGAAGCAAAAUUAGUAUUUUAUGGAGAUGGAAAUUUUCCCUGUGAUAACAGUGAUAAUAGUGAAACAUAUUGUAGAUGGUGUGGUCAAGGUGGAAAUUUAAUUUGUUGUAAUUUUUGCCAAAAAGUUUUUUGCAAGAAAUGCAUAAGGAGAAAUUUUGGGAAUUCAUUAUUAAAAUCGAUACAAAAUGCGACAGAAUGGGCUUGUUUUUGCUGUGCUCAGAAGCCUUUAUGGCCACAUAGAGCUGUUUGUAGGGCAUUAACGGAAUUCAUAAAAUUACAGAAGUCUGACCCAAGUGCCUCUCUAAAAGAUACAUCUGUUUGUUGCAGUAAACCGGAUAAAGAGGUUAAAACGUUAAUUGAAAACAAUGAAAUAUUGACGCAAAAACAAAUUAAAAUCAAUACCAUACCUAAAAUCGUUUUUAUGCAAUUAAAUAAUAAAAAAUGUAACGCGCUCCAUUCAAAAGCUACAACUCAAAACGACCAAUCCAUUUUAAAAAAUAACCUCUUAUUAAAAUCUAAAAACGAAACAAAAAAUUUAAUGAAUCGAAAUUCGAAAAGAAAUAAAAUAAACAUUAACAAGAAUGAGAAACCGGAUUUGAUUAAAAUACAAUCGUCAAAUCACACACCGGAAAAUACAAUAUUAAGAAAUUUUAUUUUAGACAACUAUACAAAAAAUUUAAACUCUUCAAUCCCUCCAACUCAAACCAUUCAAAGUCCCGUAUUACACGGUGAAACAUUGAUAACUCCUCCAGGAUCCAGAACAACAUUAAAACAUAUCAAAUCACCCAUACAAAAUGAUUCCAAUAAAUCUCAUCACACGCCAAAAGUCUUGCUAAUUAAUCCGACAUCAAGUUUAAAUGCACCAUCUGAUAUAACAACGGUUACAGUUCCAAAUGAUGUACAAGGAUUAGUAUUGAAAAUCACACUUCCCGAUGGUAAAAUACAAUAUGUAAAAUUAAUGCAGGAAGAAAAAAAAUUAUCAACUCUCGAACAUAAUUUACCAGAGCCUAAUUUUAACUCAUUAAAUAAUAAAACAUAUCUUGAUAGUAAUCUAUUAAAAAAAUAUGAGGAUUGGAAAACUCAAACAGGAAUUAGUUUAAGUGAUGAAAAAAAAUUAUUUAAAGAACGAAAUGAUUCCGACAUAGAAAUUCUAGAAGAAUCUGAAUCUAGUUCCUGUCACAAAAAAAUAAAAACUGAGAUUAAAGAAACGGGAAAAAAUAAAAGUUUUAAUAAAAGUUGUCAAAGUAGAAUAAAUAAUGUUAAAAAUAAAUACAAACUCCCCGGGAUAACGGUUGUUUCUCAUAAAAAAACUGGAAAAUUAAAAGAUAUUUCAUCGGUGAAAAGAAAAUAA